GCGCCCGGCUGGGCACGGGCACGGGCACGGGGCCUAUCGAACCCAGCGCCGCGCAGUCACGUGGGCCGAGCUCCCCGGCGGCCUCCCUCGGACCGGCCUUUCCCCCCAGCGCUGCCUUGAAAGACUCGUGUUGCCACGUAAUCCUGCUAAACCCAGGCACAGGCGGUUACAGCGCAUCCAGGGGUCUCUGAUCAAAAUGAAUUUCAUUAAAAGAUUUUCUGCUUCAUAUCUGAGGAAAAGCAACAUGCAGCAAAGAUGCCAGAGUACCAAAUGACCAACCAUUCCACUUGGGUCACGGAUUUUAACUGAUCCGACUAAAGUUUUUUAACAUAACAUUUGUUCAUACUGAUGCCAGAGAAUUAAGGUCACACUUGUCAUUGCGUGCUAUCUGAACCCUGGCAGAAAGGCAUCAGACUCUGCAAGGACCACAUGCAGUGGUCACAAGAAGAAGAAAGAGCCAGGGAAAAAGUAGCAGAGAACUCACUUGUGAAAGUUCAACUGGAAGAUCAAGGUAAAUAUGAGCAAGAAGCCAGCAAAUAUUGGAAUGCAUUUUGCAAGACUUAAAAUAACUUUUUCAAGAAUCGUAAUUGGCUGUUUCUGGAGUUUCCAGAAAUUCUUCCACAAAACAGUUCAGAGGACUGUUUUACUUCUGUCCAAGGAUGUACAUACACCAAAAGACAAAUGGAAUCUGUUGUUGAUAAGCAUCACAUGAACUCUGAAAAAGAACCUGGGAAGCUAGAAUCUUUCCCUGGUAGCAAUGCUACUUACAGAAUACUAGAGGUUGGUUGUGGUGCUGGAAACAGUGUAUUUCCUAUUUUGAAGGCUCUACGAUAAGCUGUUGAUACACCUGGGGGCUUUCUGUACUGUUGUGAUUUUGCUUCAGGAGCAGUGGAGUUGGUAAAGUCACACUCAUCCUACAAUCCAGCCUGGUGUUCUGCCUUUGUUCAUGAUGUGUGUGAUGAUGCUUUACCCUGCCCUUUUCCAGAUGAGAUCUUGGAUGUCAUUCUUCUUGUCUUUGUGCUCUCUGCUAUUCAUCCUGACAGAUUACAAGGAGUUGUAAAUAGACUGACUAAAUUACUGAAACCUGGAGGGAUGUUGUUAUUUCAAGACUAUGGAAGAUAUGAUACAACACAGCUUUCUUUAAAAAUGGGCCACUGUUGGUCAGAGAAUUUUAAUGUCCAAGGAGAUGGUACCAGAGCUUAUUUAUUUACCAAAGGUGAAGUACACAAUAUGUUCACCCUAGCUGGACUAGCUGAAGUGCAGAAUCUAGUUGAUCAAUGAUUACAAAUCAACAGGAAGAAAAAGGUGAAAAUGCAGCGAGUUUGGAUACAAAGCAAGUUCCAAAAAACCAUUGCAGCUACCUCAGAAUAG
This is a messenger RNA of Alligator sinensis (Chinese alligator), 1371 nucleotides long. It is a transcript of the gene METTL8, whose product is annotated as methyltransferase like 8. Gene Ontology annotation, molecular function: tRNA (cytidine-N3)-methyltransferase activity. The record is from RefSeq and is a predicted model, not a curated record. NCBI's taxonomy places the organism in Eukaryota, Metazoa, Chordata, Crocodylia, Alligatoridae.